Molecule: messenger RNA, 585 nt
Organism: Pelagomonas calceolata
Lineage: Eukaryota; Pelagophyceae; Pelagomonadales; Pelagomonadaceae
Source: the annotation of a GenBank genome assembly
CUAGCUUGCUAUAGCGGCAAAAACGCAGCGGCGACUUAGACUGAUACAAGAAAUCGCAACAAACGCUCACGUUUCAACACUACGACUCGCCAAGAUCUGCGGCCGCAGUCGUUGGCAUCGCUGCUGGCUCAGCUGGCUCCUAACCCAGCACCUCUGCAGCAGUGCAACACGCCGGCGACGCGACGCCAGCAAUGGUGAACCUCCUCACAUUAAACACGCUGCGCUGCAGCCGCAAGGACGUCACCGAGGGCCGCCUCACUCUGACAACAUCAAGGGUAGAGGUCCGGCCGACGAGCGACUACGACGCGGCCUUCCUGCAGCACCUGCUCCCGUCGCUCGAGUGGGACCAGCUCGUCGCCAUGGCGUUGGUGGUUGGCGUGACGCUGCCCGCGGAAUUAAACGAGACGCUGCGCGGCGACGACGCCUUCCUCCGCGCGCUGCACCACGUCCUCUUCGACGUCCAGGUCCUCGAGGGCUCGCUCUGUUGUGCGGAGUCGGGCCAGAUAUUUCAAAUCGCCGAGGGCAUCGCGGACAUGAUGCUGCCCGAGGCGGUGGUUUAGGUUUUAUAGUAACAUUGUGAUAGUC